AUGGAACUGAGUGAAUUACAACGACUAGUGGCUGCAUUUUACGAGCAGCAAAUGCGCUACACCUUCACAGCAUCUCAACACCCAUCAAACCCCGAUGUGUACCGCUUUGUGUUCUCUCGACCCACAAACGCCACACCAGAGUCACCUGUGUACAUCACUGCUGAUAUUUCGCGUGCCCCUGAGCAGGAUGACGACCAGGCAGUCCUCUACUGUGCAAUGAUUGAAGGGUUGAACUGGCCAUACUACUUUAGACUACGUGAUGGGGUAGUGGAUGAUGGGGGUUUCUCUGAAAGUCUGCUAGAGAAAGUGGAUAUGCAGAAAUGUAAAGUAAAUGAGCGUUGUCUUUGGAAGUAA
Trypanosoma theileri is the source of this 354-nucleotide messenger RNA. RefSeq lists its product as uncharacterized. Lineage: Eukaryota; Euglenozoa; Kinetoplastea; Trypanosomatida; Trypanosomatidae. The transcript has a single exon. The record is from RefSeq and is a predicted model, not a curated record. Bases 1 to 354 code for a protein of 117 amino acids.